AUGACAACAAACUACAUAAGAUUCCAGUGGCGUGACACAGGAUAUGGAGAAUGGGUCCGAGAGCUUGAUGAGGCGGAGCUUUCCUAUACGUCACUUCAACGGAAUUGGCGAGGCAGUGGGCGGUCUUUCUUUCAUAUGACCGGCCAUCUUACACUUGAAUUUGUUGUUGACAACUAUGCAGAUCUUUCUGCCAUCGAAAAACGUGUCGACUCAGCUCUAGCCAAGGCAUGGUUGACUUUGCGUUACCACCACCCUACGAUCGCUUCACAAACAAAGCUCGAUCCCAUAACAGGGAAAUACAUGAAGGCUUAUCCCCAACACUCAGUUGGGUGGCUCGAGAAGACUUUCGUUGUCCUUUCGACAGGUCACACUGGCGCGGAAUGGGCAAACCAUGAUCCUCCCGCCCCGGUACUCCCUACUCUAUACGCAAUGGCUGUCCCAUCAAUUGAAAACAAGCGGGUUGUCCGCCGCGAUCUUAUCUUUCGAUCUCCUCACGACAUCAUCGACGGCAUUGGCACCUUGCUACUGUUUGACAACUAUGUGCGCCAUACCGCUGAAGCUUUCGCACAGGGGGAUUCGUAUGAGCCUCCAUCUCUUGAUGAUCCUCAGGUCUUCCAAAACUUGAGUCCGCCGUUCCGAGUCGCAGCCGCAAUCCCGCCGGAGCCAUCAGAGGCGGCCCUGCAUCGCUUGGCUGGUUUGGAUAUCGCUGAUGUGGAAGACAAAGCGAGGAAUGCAGAGGUUGCCACGUUGCCCUAUAAAAUGGGAGCACUCGUCCCAGGCAUUCACAGACGAGUGGAGAUAACAUUGUCGCCGGAGGAAACGGCGAGGUUGACAGGCGCUUGUAAGGAAGUUGGGUCAACCGUCACACACGUCUUCCAUGCUGCGAUUGCACUUGUUCUUCGUAAUCUGCAGCCGAUGCAUGAGAAGCCUCGAUUAGUUGAGUAUGUGGGCUAUCUGCUGCGCAACGAACGAGGCAGCUGUGUCCCGCCAUUCAAUGGUCAUGAACAUGCCGCUGCGGUGUACCACUCAACCUCCAGCGAGAAGUUGAUUGUCAACAUGACCGUUCCUGGUCGCAAUGAUAAUUUGCCUGAAGAAACACGGUUGGAGGUUGAAAAACGAGAGUUUCUUGAUAUCGUGCACCAGAUGAGGGAGUUCUACCAGAAAGUGCGAGACGAUCCUGAACACUACCGUCUUGCGCCGCUGUUAUGGGCGAGGCGCUCGAUCCCACCACCUCUAGACGAGCACUUGAUUCCCCCCAUCCCACCCCCUAGUGACUCUCCAUCUGCCUCGAUCUCUAGCAUGGGCCGCAUCGAUAACAUCAUUCGUCGGGGGCACGGUGAUAUAGAGGUCUAUAACCCUUGGGUGACUGGAGAAGAGCUGAGGAACGGGCUAGGCUUGUUUCUAGGUACCUUUAGAGGUUCUUUGUCACUGAGCGCCGCAUAUAACGACGCUUGGCAUGACAAGGAUGAGGUAUUGCAGUUUGUUGAAAGCUGCAUACGGCUUGUGAACACGGGUCUGGGCCUUGAACAAUCGAGGUAG
Messenger RNA from Clonostachys byssicola, 1539 nucleotides. NCBI's taxonomy places the organism in Eukaryota, Fungi, Ascomycota, Sordariomycetes, Hypocreales, Bionectriaceae. The record is from the annotation of a GenBank genome assembly.